UUGAAGGGAUCUAACUAUGCUGGUCUGCUGGAGCGACAUCGCAUUCAUACAAAAAAUGUGGAGCAUGUUGUAGACAGUUUACGGAACGAGAAGAUAGAAGUUCGUCUUGUUAAACGUCGAGAAUAUAAUGAAGAGACAGUUCGGUGGGCAGAUGCUGUUAUAUCAGCAGGAGGUGAUGGUACAAUGUUGUUGGCAGCCAGUAAGGUCUUUGAUAAAUUUAAACCAGUUAUUGGAGUAAAUACUGAUCCUGAAAGGUCGGAGGGUCACUUAUGCUUGCCUGUGAGAUACACUCAUUCAUUUCCUGAAGCACUACAGAAGCUUGAUCGUGGUGAGUUCAGGUGGCAGUGGCGGCAAAGAAUCCGACUGUAUCUUGAAGGAACGGGUAUUAACCCAACCCCUGUAGAUUUACAUGAACAGCAGCUAAGCCAAGAGCAACACAGCAGGGCUCACAUAAAUGAAAGAUUCCAGGAUCAAAGAUCUGACAUUUCUGGUCCACAUCUUUUACCGGUGAGAGCACUCAAUGAAGUCUUCAUUGGGGAAUCUCUUUCAUCCAGGUAUGCUGUGUGUUCUGUCUUAUUCAGGGAGAACUUUAAGUCCUGCAAACCCAGUUUUAAAUUCUCGCUUCAUAGGGCCUCCUAUUAUGAGAUAUCAGUUGAUGAUGGUCCUUGGGAAAAACAGAAGAGUUCAGGGCUUAAUGUGUGUACUGGAACAGGAUCAAAAGCAUGGUCCUAUAAUAUUAACAAGAUAGCCCAUCAAGCUGUUGAAGAGAUCCUUAAAAUUGCUAAAAAGCAUGGAAGUUUCAAUAUGCCAUUGAACACGGAACUAGUACAAAAAGUAACAAAUGAUUACAAUGAGUCCCUCCUCUACAGUCCAGAAGAACCGAAGAUGUUUUUCAGUAUUCGAGAACCUAUUGUAAACAGAGUUUUCUCAAGUAGCCGGCAGCGUGGCUUCUCUUCAAAAGUCUGUGUCCGUUCCCGCUGUUGGGAUGCCUGUAUGGUUGUAGAUGGAGGAACAUCUUUUGAGUUCAAUGAUGGGGCGAUAGCUUCAAUAAUGAUUGAUACAGAGGAUGCACUGUGCACUGUUUUGCUGGAAGAAUGAAGGACCCUAGCGUCUUCUGCUGAAACAAUUCCAGAUCCACAGAGGGAGCUUUUGGGGAUAUAUAGCACAUCACAAUGCUGCAUUAAGUUGGAAGUUGGCCUUCUUGGAUGCAAGAGCAUUUG
Molecule: messenger RNA, 1220 nt
Organism: Nipponia nippon (crested ibis)
Lineage: Eukaryota; Metazoa; Chordata; Aves; Pelecaniformes; Threskiornithidae
Source: RefSeq, a predicted model, not a curated record